Messenger RNA from Spizellomyces punctatus DAOM BR117, 813 nucleotides. RefSeq lists its product as uncharacterized. Gene Ontology annotation, molecular function: COPII receptor activity. The coding region runs from base 35 to 619 and encodes 194 amino acids. NCBI's taxonomy places the organism in Eukaryota, Fungi, Chytridiomycota, Chytridiomycetes, Spizellomycetales, Spizellomycetaceae. The record is from RefSeq and is a predicted model, not a curated record. Gene Ontology annotation, cellular component: endoplasmic reticulum membrane; COPII-coated ER to Golgi transport vesicle; Golgi membrane. Gene Ontology annotation, biological process: endoplasmic reticulum to Golgi vesicle-mediated transport. The transcript has 6 exons.
CGUUGUUCACACCUUUUUUCGCGGAUAUGCAACGAUGAUCUUUCUAAGUCUUCUGACUUACCUAGGGGGUUUACUUGGGUUUGCCUUUAUCACGUUGAGUUUGGCCUGUGGAUUGUAUUACCUGGCAGAAUUAGUCGAGGAACACACAGUCUUGACAAAGCGGGUCAUCAAAUAUGCGACAAUAGCAACGAUGGCAGCACACGUUCUGCUAUGGCUAGUAGACGGCCUCCCAUUUCUCCGAAUACUCUUUUCGCUGUCUUGUCACCUCUGGUACAGCCAACUCCUGCGAACUUUCCCAACCAUUGAGCUGUCAAGUGUCGCGUUCGUUCUCAGUUGCGUUCUCGUAAUCGUUGAUCAUUUUGUGUGGUUCUUUUAUUUCACGGAUCACUACCACACUUUCAUGGAAAUAGCAACGUUCUUUGGACUUAUUGUGUGGUUGAUUCCGUUCAUGUACUUUAUUUCGUUGAGUGCCAAUGAAUAUACACUACCGGCCUUUGACACUGCCGCACGGGAAACACCACAGAGAAAAAAGACAAAUCUGGUGAAGACUAUCGCUAGUUAUUUGGGAGUCAUCAAGGGAACCGUCCUUCCAGACGCAAAUUCUCGUAAGCCUUUCUAGGUCGAUUUGCACUUCUGGUGGAGGGUGGAGUUUAUCUGUUUUUAGCCUGCUAUAUAGCAAUAAUUUAUAGUAUCCAAUUUACUGGCACUGAAGAUCCACAAGAAACUUUCUAUUACCGGUCCCCAUCAGAUUGGCGCAAGUGGCCCCAUCAAGCAGAUACCCGCAUAUAAACCAAAAUUACAAUGACACUGAAC